UUUCAGUGUGUGUGUAUGUGUUUUUAUAUGUGUGUAUUUUUCUGCAUUUUUUUUUAAAGUGCUAGUGUGUGAUUUAAUAAAAUUGGUUUUUAUUGUGUGAAAAUCACGAUCGAUCGAUAAGAAAAAUCGAUGAAAUUACCAUUUAUCGAUAUUAAUUUUAUCAUAUUUAUUUAUAACAAUGAGUGAAAGUAGAGAAAGUUGGCGACCAAUGGUUUUCGCCAAUCCAUCGACAAGGUUACGAAGUGCCAGAAGUAUGCCACAAUGGAUGACCCAAAAAGGAGGAGGACCACCACCACCCCCUAUUCCAUCAGCUACAUCAUCAGGAACACAACAUGGUGCAGCAUCACUGAAAAGUUUGCAGCAACCACCAGAACCUGAUUAUGAAGUGAUUGAAUAUCGUGGCGGUGUUGGUAACCAACCACAACAAGAGUAUUCAAAUACACCACCAAUGCUACCACAGAAGCAGGUUAUUGGCGGUGCAAAAGGUCGUAGCGGUCAUUGUGAUUUGUGCGGAGCAGUUGGACCACGUGUGAAAUGUGACAAAUGUGCCCAGCAGAUAUUUUGUUUAUCAUGCGACGAUAUGUAUCACAGGCAUCCAAAACGACAAAGCCAUGUUAGAAAGGCUUUAGAUGUCAAUGUGCAUACAGAACAACAAAUUCGACCACCAUUACCACCAAAAGGUGAACCAUUAUUAGCCCCACCAGUACCACCACCACGCCGUAAUAAACGUGGAGGAAGUGUUGCCAAUUCGCCAUGCCCAAGUCCAUUGCCACAGCGACAUGGUAGCUUCAAUAAUGAUCAGGUAAUGCUGCAAUCGCGUAAGGAUGCAUUUUCACUGAAAGAUAAAGUGGGUAGUUUGAAGCGUAUCAUGACGGGAAGACCCUUGCCAUCAGUUCCAUCAAAACCUACAAGUCCACCUGGUGCUAUGUCCUCCACAUUAUCUCGUCAAGAAAGUGGGGGUAGUGAUCGAUUUAGUUCAUUACAAGAACGUUAUCGUCAACAUCAACUUGCAAUGCGUGGUAUGGAUAUUGACCGGCAUUCUAAUUCAACACCAGCAUCAAAUCAAUGGACAUCAUCAACAGAUCAAUCUCCAAGUUUGGAUAAUCCGAGUCCACUAAAUAGUUACACAGAUUGGACUGACGACACUUCAUCUUGGAAUCAUCAACGUGGUAGCAAUUUCAAUCGUUUACGGUCAAGUAGUAUAUCAGCAUCUACAUCGUCAAGACCUACUAGUGGGUUUGCAACAACCGGUCGUAACCCUGUAGCUCGUAAAUAUAGUACAGCUUCCAAUGAUCCACGAAAUCUAGUUGGCGAAGGAGAAUUUAUACCACAUAGUACAUCAGUAUUUGAUUUGAAUAAUAUGCCAGAAGGGCAUAUGCAACCACAAUUUCAUCCACUGAUAGCACAACAGCAACAGGCAAUGUCAAUGGCACAGUUAAAUUACCCUCAAUAUCCAGGUAUGGGGCCUCCACCAUGGUGUGUUGAUCAAUGGGGAAAUUAUAUAGGACCAAGUCAAUCAGCAGGUGCUACUGGUAGUAAUUUAAGUUUAAAUAUGCAACAGCAAGGAUAUCCCGCACCAAUAUGGUAUCACCCACAAUGGAGAGGUGCGCCAUACCCAUAUCCAAUGAAUUUGCCACCACCAGGAGCUACUAAUAUGGAUCAAUCACGCUCACGGGCACAUUCUCCCGCCAUGAGUACAAAAUCACGUAAAUCCCAAAUGUCACGUUUAAAUAAUGCACGGCAUCGUCGCCAAUCAAAAGAACAAGAUGACGAUGAUCGCAGAUCAAUCAGAUCGUAUAAACAACAACGAUCUAGACAUAAUGAUAAUGAUUCUGAUCGAUUAUCGAUUAGUAAAUCAUCAACAACACGCCAUCGAAGAAACAUAUCUCCAAGUCGCUCAUUGCGUGGAGCUCCAAUCGUUGACCGUCCUGCAUCUUCUUCUCGACCUCGACGAACACAAAGAAGUGUGUCUAUUGAACGUGGACCUUCAAGCCGGAUGAGUGUUGUAUCACACUCAUCUAGUGAUGAACGCAUGAGUGAUAAUGAGGAAAUUUCACCCGCUGUUAUAUCUGAAAGUGAGUCUUCAGAGCAUGAAAUUGAUUCAGAUAUUGUUGAAACUGAUUCAGAUAUGGAUGAACGUUCACCAUCGAAGAUAAUUGAUGAUAUCAUUGAUAACGAUGACAAUGAAAGCAAGUCUCCCACAACGAUAAUUGAUUACGAUUGGAUUUGUGAACAUUGUACAUUUAACAACAAAGCUGGAACACGUAUUUGUGCCGUUUGUUGUAAGACUCCAACAAUUGAACCAAAAAAAUUAUCACCUCCGAGAUCAGAUAAUGAUAAUCAGAAAGUGAUAAAACGCCGUCAUUCAAAGAGUACUGUAAAAUGUGAUGCGGCUGUUGGAAUGGGAACAUCCUCAUCAACAAAAACACCAUCACGCCAUCAUAAACAAUCAAUCUCAUCGUCAACCGAUAAUAACGAAAAGUUAAAUGAUGAUUUUAAACAACAAUGUCGCGUGAAUUCAGCAACGGAAAGUGUGGCUGAUGAAAUUUAUGCUGAUUUAUUAAAAAAAUCGGAAAAGCAAGAUUCAACACUGAAUAAAAAACCGUCAGCUAUGUCAUCAAAGAAGAGUCAAGGAAUAAGCAAUAAAGAAGAUAAUAUGACUUCUACAACAAUAUCAACACGUUCAAGUCGUAAUACAUCUCAAUUGGAUUCUAAAUCAUUACCUAACCAGUCUCCUCCCUCCUCUCCACUUAUUCAUAAUGAUCCUUUAUUGUCACAAAAGCCACCUUUAUCAUCUAAAUCAUCAUCCACAUCCCCUUCUAGGAAUAAAGUGGAUACAGGUGUAGGCACUUCGACGGCAAAUCAAUCUGAUUAUGACAAUAAUCAAAAUAAUAAUUCAAAGACUAUAUCAAAAGGUACUUCUCCACCACCGCAAAGUAUUUCAACUCAGACAUAUGAUACUUUGGAAAAUGUAUUAGGAAUGAAAGAUAAUUUAAUAGACACUAAUACAAAAAAAUCAGUAAAUAAUAAUCGAUUUAAUAAUCGUAUUGGUGGAUUAAAACGGUCAAAUUCAAUGCAUGUACAUAGUAGUCAAGUUCAUAAUAAUCAAAAUCUUAAUGAUUGGGACCAAUACCGAUCUAUGUCUGUAAGUAGACAAUCGUUAUCAAGUGAUACACAGAGUUUAUCCAUAAAUAAUGACGAAGAAACACAAUUUACAUAUAAUCCAAGUUAUUUUAAUCGUAAAUUAGAUCGUCAUAUGUCUGUUGGUGGACUUACUGAUAUCGAUUUUCAUAGACGACCGCAUUCUUCGAUUAAGAAUUAUAUCAAUGAUUAUUCACAGUUAUCUUCACCAUUGUUGGACGAUAACAAUAGUACAAAUAAUAAUACAACAAUACAACGUACAAAUUCUAUAAAAUCACAAGGAAUGGAAAUUGUACAAUUGUUACGUGAAGCUGAAAGACAUAAAUUUACAGCAGACGAUUUACAAGCUGCAUUAGUUCAAUGUGGACAACAGAAUCCAAUCGAUUGGUUGUUAGAGCAUUGGGAGAAAACAAUUAAUACUGUACAAACAUUAGCAACAAAUUUUGGACGCGAAUGUCGACAGAAUACUGUUGGGACAGUAUCUGUUGCCGAAGCAAAAGAUGCAUUACGUUUACAUAAAGGCAAUGUUUGGGCUGCUGUUACUGAAUGUGUUGAGCAACGACAGAAAAAGUUUACAGAAUUAAAUGCACGUGGUAAUUUUUCACGUGAAGACAUUGUUACUGUAUUAACAGCAAAUCAUGGCAACUUGGAGGCAGCAUUUUUUGAAUUAAAUAAAACACAAUUAAAACCAUUUUUAAUGCGUAUAUGGGGCCCACCUGUUGGCACUGAUAAUGAAAGUGCUAACAAUAAUAAUUUUAUUGGUGAUGGUGAUCGAAUUAUACCUGACAAUAUAUCCUUAAAUGAUGAUGUAAAAGCAUCAACAAGUAAGGAUCAUCAAGAACCUACAACAUCGUCCACAAAAGUAAUAACUAUUGAUAAAUCGCGUCACGCAAGAAGAUAUUUAGCAGAAGGUAAAGUAUCAACGUACGACGAAGGAGAAAUUGUUGCAAGUUUACUGUCUUUAAAAUUCAAUGAAGAGGAUGCAUUAACUGCAGCAAAAGAAUGUCACAACUUAGAUUCAGCAAUUGCAUUUUUACAGCAAGAGUGUGAGCUGUGUACGGGAAAAUUUCCAGUUGGUGAUAUGGUGUCAAUGUUAAAAUGUACACAUGUUUGCUGUAAAGAUUGUGCAAAGAAUUAUUUUACAAUACAAGUUAUGGAUCGUAAUAUUACUGAUUGUGUUUGUCCAUAUUGUAAAUUACCAAAUUUAUCACUACAUCAAACCACUGACGAUACUACUGCUGAUGAAGCAUUAAACAAUGAAGAUGAUAUAUUAGAAUAUUUUUCAAAUCUAGACAUAUUAUUAAAAAAUAUAUUGGACGUACCAGUACAUGAGCUAUUUCAACGUAAAUUACGUGAUCGUACAUUAAUGCAAGAUCCAAAUUUUAAAUGGUGUGUGCAAUGUUCAUCUGGAUUUAUUGCAAAUGAACGGCAGAAAAGAUUAAUUUGCCCUGAUUGCAAAUCAACAACAUGCGCUAGUUGCCGUAGACCGUGGGAGAAACAACAUGAAGGCAUCUCAUGUGAAAAGUUUGCUGAAUGGAAAGAUGCAAAUGAUCCAGAUACACAAGUAAUGGCGUUACAAAAACAUUUAGCUGAUAAUGGUAUCGAUUGUCCGAAAUGUAAAUUUCGUUAUGCAUUAUCUCGUGGUGGUUGUAUGCAUUUUACAUGUACACAAUGCAAAUAUGAAUUUUGUUGUGGAUGUGGCCAGACAUUUUUAAUGGGUGCCAAAUGUACUGUAAGCCCAUUUUGUUCGAAAUUAGGCUUACAUGCACAUCAUCCACGAAAUUGUUUAUUUUAUUUACGUGAUAAAGAACCCAAUCAAUUAGAGCAAUUAUUAAAAGAAAAUAAUAUUGAUUAUGAAUCAAAAAUUAAAAUUAAUAAAGUCGAAGAAGAAACUUCAUCAACUGCAACUAAUGCAAUUACAAAGUGUAUUGUACAAUUACAAAAAGAGACACCCACAGGAAUUAUUGACAGUAUUUGUAAUAAUGAAGUUUAUCCAACAACAGAUGGAUUAUGCAGGACACAUUAUAUUGAAUAUUUAGUCACAAUCAUUGGACGAAAUAAAUUAGAUCCAAUCUCCAUUUUUGACAUCAAUGAAAUUUGUCAAGAAUUACGACGACGUGGCAAGACACUUCCAGAACGUGGUCCAUAUGAUACAGAUCCAAUAUACCGCACAAUGUGUGCUCAGGUAGUAAAAGACGAAAUUCCUUUAGAAUAAAAUAAACAACAGCUGAUGAAUAUACUUAACGAACUGUUGUAAGAAAAUCAUGUGAUUUCAAAAUACCAAUCAAAAUGUUUUCAAACAUAAAGUAAUUGAUUAUAAUAAUAAAAAGCAUAGCUGGCUCACAGUGAAUUUCGAGGUAUUCAAACAAUAAAGUGAAAAGUUGAAGUUUUGUCACAAAAUAAUGUUGAAGUGAUAAAUGGUUUUUGAUUUGAUUGUAUAACAAAUUUUGUGACAAUCGUAUUUAAAACUUUUCGAGAUACAGGGUGAUAAAUGUGUCUAAAAAAUAUUAGUUCUAAAAUACUUCGAAA
Chrysoperla carnea is the source of this 5670-nucleotide messenger RNA. RefSeq names its product E3 ubiquitin-protein ligase lubel (gene LUBEL). NCBI's taxonomy places the organism in Eukaryota, Metazoa, Arthropoda, Insecta, Neuroptera, Chrysopidae. The transcript is spliced from 20 exons. Gene Ontology annotation, cellular component: LUBAC complex. The record is from RefSeq and is a predicted model, not a curated record. Gene Ontology annotation, biological process: protein linear polyubiquitination. Gene Ontology annotation, molecular function: linear polyubiquitin binding; zinc ion binding; K63-linked polyubiquitin modification-dependent protein binding. Bases 179 to 5356 code for a protein of 1725 amino acids.